Sardina pilchardus (European sardine) is the source of this 1995-nucleotide messenger RNA. RefSeq names its product nucleoredoxin (gene nxn). Gene Ontology annotation, cellular component: nucleus. Gene Ontology annotation, molecular function: thioredoxin-disulfide reductase (NADPH) activity. Gene Ontology annotation, biological process: negative regulation of protein ubiquitination; negative regulation of Wnt signaling pathway. Lineage: Eukaryota; Metazoa; Chordata; Actinopteri; Clupeiformes; Clupeidae. The transcript is spliced from 8 exons. The record is from RefSeq and is a predicted model, not a curated record. Bases 244 to 1500 code for a protein of 418 amino acids.
GCACAUUUGCUGACAACUAGGCUAUAACUGGAGAGAGCAUUCCUCAACACCAGUCACAGUGGAGGCGGCGGUUUCUCCCAUGCACACAGCCCACUCCACGCUUUUGGUGCACUCCAAAGGGGCGAAGGAGGAGGACGACGGCGGCGUGUUGUUCCUUAAUGAGUCUCUGAUUUCUUCAUUUUCAUCGUAAUCUGGAUUAAAGAACGGCUUGUAUUUUGGGCGUGUUUCAAGGCGAGAGCUGCGAUGUCGGAGUUUCUGGUGAAUCUACUCGGAGAGCGGCUCGUCAACAGUGAGAAAGCCGAGGUAGAUGUGCAAGCACUGGGCAGCAAGCUGUCUCUGGUCGGGCUGUACUUCGGUUGCAGUUUAAAUGGCCCUUGCAAGCAAUUCAACACCAGCCUGUGUGAGUUUUACAGUAAGUUCAAGAAAACAUCGGAACACAAAGACAAAUUGGAAAUCGUCUUCAUCUCGUCUGAUCAGGACCAGAAACACUGGCAGGACUUCUUACAAGAGAUGCAGUGGCUGGCGUUGCCUUUUAAAGACCGACACAAAAAGAUGAAGCUGUGGAACAAGUACAAGGUGACCAGUAUCCCCUCGCUGGUGUUUGUGGACGCGGCCACGGGGAAGGUGGUGUGUCGGAACGGCCUGCUGGUGGUGCGAGAUGAUCCAACAGGUCUGGAGUUCCCCUGGGGGCCCAAGCCCUUUGCAGAGGUGGUGGACGGACCCCUGCUCCGGAGCAACAUGCAGACGACAGACUGCAGCGGCCUGCAGGGCGCCUAUGUCGGAGUCUACUUCUCAGCGCACUGGUGCCCCCCGUGCCGCAGUCUCACUCGGGUGCUGGCGGAAUCGUAUCGUAAAGUGAAGGAGUCUGGGCAGAAGUUUGAGAUAGUGUUCGUCAGCGCCGAUAGGUCGGAAGACUCGUUCACACAGUACUUUAGCGAGAUGCCCUGGCUGGCCAUCCCCUACUCGGACGAGGCCCGGCGGUCACGACUCAACAGGCUCUACGGGAUCCAAGGUAUCCCCACCUUGAUCCUGCUGGACACAGAGGGUCACAUGAUCUCGCGGCAGGGCCGGGUGGAGGUGCUGAACGACCCGGAGUGCCGGCUCUUCCCGUGGCACCCGCGGCCGGUGCUGGAGCUGAGCGAGUCCAACGCCGUGCAGCUCCACGAGGGGCCCUGCCUGGUGCUGUUUGUGGAUGCUGAGGAGGAGGGCGAGCUGGAACCGGCUAAAGAACUCAUCCAGCCCAUUGCAGAGAAGCUGAUGGGCAAAUACAAGGCCAAGGAGGAGGAGAGCCCACUGCUCUUCUUCGUCGCUGGAGAGGACGACAUGAGUGACUCGUUGCGCGACUAUACCAACCUGCCCGAGGCGGCGCCCCUGCUCACCAUACUGGACAUGUCGGCCCGCGCCAAAUACGUGCGAGACGUGGAGGAGAUCACCCCCGUCGUGGUGGAGCAGUUUGUCACCGACUUCCUGGCCGAGAAGCUCAAGCCGGAGCCUAUUUAAGCGCACAACGGAACGUGGGAUGGCACGAGACACAGAACAUGACCUUUAUCAACUCAUCGCCAUAGAUUACCCCCCCCCCCUCCCUUCCGAGCCUACAGUCAUUUCAAGUCCCCCCAGAGCUGACAUCUCCAUCAACCCUGACGACCCUCAUUCUUCCAGACUGUUAAAGAGCCUAACUUUAUACUUUGUUUUUUGUUACUUUUCCCAAUCAGUCCUCUCCCUCUCUCCUGUGGUGCCUUGCGUUGAUGAAUUGAUGACUGCCCCAACAGUAAAGUACAGAUAUACCGUUACUUCUUUUAGCACCCUUGAAGUUUGUUUGCCUCUCCUUUCCCUGGUGUUUCAUGAUGAGAAUUGCUUGAUGAAAUCCCACAAAGACCCAAUGGACUUGAAUUUCAAAUGUUGCAAAUGUGCUUUGGCUUUUUUUUUGUAUCAAUGUGACUUCACGCCUUUUAUUUUAGGUAUGUCCCGUAAAAGAAUAAAAUGAUUAUAAACAGA